Molecule: messenger RNA, 506 nt
Organism: Ceratitis capitata (Mediterranean fruit fly)
Lineage: Eukaryota; Metazoa; Arthropoda; Insecta; Diptera; Tephritidae
Gene: Tom7
Product: mitochondrial import receptor subunit TOM7 homolog
Exons: 3
Coding region: 191-355 (54 amino acids)
Biological process (GO): protein import into mitochondrial matrix
Cellular component (GO): mitochondrial outer membrane translocase complex
Source: RefSeq, a predicted model, not a curated record
UUUUAUUACCGCAUCCAACUUAACUCGGUGUUGAGGUGUUUUCGCAGAGAACGUAUAUAUUCUACGUUCUCUGGCUUUCGGUCCUGUCAAUUUUAUCAUAUAAAACUCGUGUAGCGUGAAACUUUACGAAACAUAUAAAUUAAAGAAUCAAUACUUUCUACGUAACUUUGAACCACAUUAAACUUUUAAUAUGGCUUUACCAGUCGGCGUAAAGGAACGUUUAGAAGUUGUAUAUGAUGUUGCGAAAACCACUUUUCAUUGGGGUUUCAUUCCAAUGGUUAUUUAUUUGGGUUUCCGAAAAGGCGCUGAGCCCGGUAUGCCACCACUGACGCUAUUCAGCUUGCUUUGGCAAUAACUGCGUAGUUGACUCGCUUAAGGGGUGGGAUUCAUAAAUUUAAAAUUACAGAAGUUGCAAAUAAUUUGUAUUAGUAGUGACGACUAUGUUAUAUGACUAUGUUAUAAAUAAAAUUGGAAAUUAUUUAGCGGUUUACUUCUAAAAAGGUAUU